CUCGCUUUGCGAUUGGCGGAGGGGCACGUCGCUCCGCUGUCGCUAGGGCCGCACUUCCGCCUGGGUGUCAGCGGGGCGGGGCGGGGGGGCUGCGGCGGCGGCGGGGCCAGGGCCAGGGCCAGAUCUCCUCAAAGGGAGGCGAGCAAGAUGGGAAAAACAGCAGGAAAAAAGGCUUUUGUUUAAAUAACAUGCCACCAGAACUUCUGCAUGGUUACAAAGAUCAUCUAAAGCAGCUGGAUAUUUGCAAAAGAAGACUUCAACAGCGAACAGAUACUUCAUCUCUCAAUCAGAUUCAACAAUGCAUUAGAGGAAGCUGGCCUGGCUGUACAGAGAUUUCACACUGAAGAAUGAAUAGUGAAGAAGAAUUCUAUGAUGCCGUUACGGGCUUUGAUUCUGACAAUUCUUCGGGAGACUUUUCAGAAGCAAAUCAUAAAGUCACAGAAAUGCUCGAUCUAGAUCCGCACCAAAGCAAUAGGACUGAAAAGCAUAACGGAGAGACAGAGAUUCAAGAAAAUGGAAUUAAGAGACACAGGACAUCAUUACCUGCCCCAAUGUUUUCUAGGAGUGAUUUUAGUGUGUGGAGCAUAUUAAAAAAAUGCAUUGGACUGGAAUUGUCCAAGAUUACAAUGCCCAUUGUGUUCAACGAGCCAUUGAGUUUCCUUCAGCGGAUAACAGAAUAUAUGGAACAUAUAUACCUCAUUAAUAAGGCUUGUAGUCAUGCAGACCCCUUGGAAAGAAUGCAGGCUGUAGCUGCUUUUGCAGUUUCUGCUGUAGCUUCUCAGUGGGAGAGAACUGGCAAACCAUUUAACCCACUGUUAGGAGAAACCUAUGAAUUAACCAGGGAGGAUUUAGGAUUUAGGUUUAUAUCUGAGCAAGUCAGCCAUCACCCACCUAUUAGUGCAUUUUAUUCUGAAGGCCUCAAUAAGGACUUUAUUUUUCAUGGAUCAAUCUAUCCCAAACUAAAAUUCUGGGGAAAGAGUAUAGAAGCGGAGCCUCGGGGAACAAUUACUUUGGAGCUUCUAAAACAUAACGAAGCCUACACGUGGACAAAUCCAACCUGUUGUGUACAUAAUGUAAUUAUUGGUAAACUGUGGCUAGAACAAUAUGGAACAGUAGAAAUUGUAAAUCACAGUACUGGAGAUAAAUGUGUCCUUAACUUUAAACCGUGUGGACUGUUUGGGAAGGAGCUUCACAGAGUAGAGGGAUACAUCCAGGACAAAAACAAAAAGAAGCUGUGUGUGAUCUAUGGCAAGUGGACAGAAUGCUUAUGGUGCACUGAUCCCACUACAUAUGAGACUUACAAAAAGAAUGAAAAGAGAGGCGGUGAACAGAAGAAAUUGAAGCCGAGUGAAGAUGUUAUUAAAUCUGAAAAUGAUGAGGCUGAUGAUAUGCCAGAAGUUCAAGACACCGUGCAGUUUGUGCCAGGCAGCAAAUUGCUUUGGAGGAUAAAUUGUAGACCACCAAAUUCAUCGCAGAUGUACAAUUUCACCAGUUUUGCCGUGAGUCUCAAUGAACUAGAGAAGGGCAUGGAAGCAAUAUUGGCUCCCACCGACUGUCGGCUACGUCCAGACAUCAGGAAUAUGGAAAACGGAAACAUGGAUGUGGCUAGCAAAGAGAAAGAGAGGCUAGAAGAGAAACAAAGAGCUGCUCGCAAGGAGCGUGCAAAAGACGAAGUGGAGUGGCAGACACGAUGGUUUCAUCAAGGCACUAACCCAUACACUGGGACUUCAGAUUGGCUGUACUCAGGUGGCUAUUUUGAUAGAAAUUUCUCAGACUGUCCAGACAUAUACUGAAAUUAUGGAACCAAUUGCUCAUCUCAUCUGGACAUCACUAGAUUUCAUUCUAAGCCAGUUACUCUGGUUUUGUUAAUAGCAAAAAACAGCUUUUCUAAGUAAAUUUUAACAAAACAUCAGUCAACAAUCAAGGAUUUAAUUAUCACUAAUGUUGGAUUGCCAAAUAUUUAAAUACUGUUGCGUUCUUCCCAUAAAGCUGCACCCGAAAUCAUCAUGUUUUCACUAAUUUUUAAAGGGACCUUUGGUUCUUCAUUUUUUUCCACCCUCAUUUUUGUCAGGAAGGUAUGCUGUAUCUGGUAGAGCUCAUAACAUCCUUGAAAACUGUGUAACUUUAAUAAAAUAGAGAUAAUAUCCUCUUAGUACAAUAGUGAAGAAUCUGAAGUCUUCUGAACUUGGAGCAGGGAUGAAAAGUUGAUAUGGUACCAACGUGAUAAAAUCUAGUACUGUUCCUGUGAAGAGAUGCAUGUGAAACUUUCAUACGGUAUGUAGCACUAUACGGGGAUUGGAGCUCCUGGCCCCUCUCUCUCAACAUGAUUUAAUAAUUCAAAGACUUGGAGAAACAAGAAACAACUUUAGCUUCUCAAACUGUAGUUGUCUGUUACAGAGUCUUCACAAUUUUUGGACACUGUGAGCAUUAAGCUGUAUACCUGUGAUAAAAUUACAUAAAAGUAUAUGUUAAGAGAAGAGAAAGGUGCAUUAAAAAUUGUGUGCUUUUUCUGAAGUCAAAUGCUGUUCUGAAAAUAAGAGAAGCUUCAGAAGCAAUUGUAGGAAUGUAGAGGUGGUUACAAUGUAAAAUAUAUUGCUUGCUACCACUUGGAGGCUUAGAUCUUCCACACUACUUUUGGCAGCUUUGGCACUGUGUACGCUUCUAGACUAAACUUUUAUUUGGAAGCACUUGGUAUAUAUAUCCACACAGGUUCAUAUUUCCAGGAUGUUUUUGUUUGCAUGUUUUUUCUUUAUUAGGUCAUGUCUGUUUUGUAUGUUGUGAAAAAGCAGAAUCAAUUUAAAGCUGUGGCAUAGUUAUACCUUUUACAUGUUUUCUGUGAGCACGUAAUGUCAUAGACGUGGGAUUUUUUUGUUCCAUAUCGAAACAUCGAAGCCAGAUAAUAUUGGACAUAACUGAGCUACAGAUCAAUUACUGAACUGAUGCAUUCAUUUUCUUUCAAAGUGGUAUACUUCUUGGGGGGGAGAGGGGGAAAGGAGGCUUGAAAACUUAGGUCCAGUAAUUAAAACUAAUCCUACGGUUGUUUGUUCUUUUAUGAAAGCUUCUAAUCGAGUAACUAGGCAAAAAUGGAGAGUGGCUACACUACUGUUAGGUUUACGGUAAAAUUCAGCAAUUGCUGGUGUUGACCAUCAGCACCUUGAGGAAUAUGUAGAAGAAUCAAUCCAACUGAUGCCUAAACACAUUUGUGGCUUCAUCGAAAGAGUAGAUUGUUCUUCCAUCCCAGCUACAGGAUUAAAAAGCAAAAGAAAAUGCACAUACAGAGAGAAACAUUUUUGUGCUCAAAGUAAGCAUCUAAUGAUUGGAUUAACUUUAAAUUGGGGGGAUUUUGUUUUCUUCCUCUUUGGAAAAAUGGGAGAAAUUGUAAAAUUUCAGGGCAAUAAAAAGGGCCAAAUCUGAACAUGCUCAUGACAACUUUAUUCCGUUGUCAGAAAUCAUGCUUUGAGCUGAUUGCAAGUUUUUCAAACACACGAGCUAGACAUGGUAAUAAGGUUCAGACAGUAAGUUUGUAUUUUCUCCUAAUAAAUGCAUAGACACUUUUAAAAAGUCCUUGCUGAUCUGUAUGGGACAGCAUAAAAACACUUUCAUCCUUUUUAUAAAAAAUGGAUUUUAAUGAGUGUUCCAAGCACUGUAAUCCUCCUUGCAGACUCCCUGCAAGCUGACUGGGGAGCCAUUUAUAUUGGAUGAGGAUUGAAAAUAUUCAGUUUAAGCCAGUUUAACAUCUGGGAGUUUAAAACUUGCUUGAACUAAAUAAUAUGUUUAAAGUUUGAGUCAUGUUUCUAAAACAAUACAUAUAAAUAGAAUUACCAGAAUGGAAAAGAGUAAUUGCUAAAGAAAUACUCUGGUUUUGAGAAGGAAUGUACAGGUUAGCAUCUCUCUCCUCUAGGUUGUAAUUCUAAUUCAAAGAACUAAACCCUUUUCAUUAUGCAAAACCAGAGACAAAUGUAACAACACGUUUAAUCAAAACUUCAGGAUAGCAUUUUCAUGGAAUUUAAAAAUGAACUGGAAAGGUUUCUAAAAUAAGAACACUUCUUUAGUUAUGUCUUUUACCCCGUUCUCCCCUUCCCUUAGUGUAAUGUUCUUAGUGAAAUUUCAGAUUGGUUCCAAAUCUGUUCUUUUAAUUUAUUGUUCUUCAUUGAAAGCAUUAACAAAAUAUUUUCUCAUUGCUGCCAAAAAAAAUUAUGCCUGGCUAGCCGUGGGAUGCCUAAACCACAUUGUGAUUGCUCUGAAAGUGAAAAAGUUUUAUUUUAAAUGCAGAUCUCGCCUCAGUAGUUUACAUGUCAAAACUUUAAUAACUUUGCACCUUUUAAAAGAAUGUCACUUUUAUAACUUGAUUAAACACUGUAUAUAAGAUAAAUGUGUUAGUAUAUGUUAAUACGACUAUGUAGAGAAACCAUCUAGAAAGAGAUUAUAAUAAAUACUUAAUUCCCUUUGGGCCUCUA
This is a messenger RNA of Anas platyrhynchos (mallard), 4457 nucleotides long. It is a transcript of the gene OSBPL2, whose product is annotated as oxysterol binding protein like 2. Gene Ontology annotation, cellular component: perinuclear endoplasmic reticulum; plasma membrane; cytosol. Lineage: Eukaryota; Metazoa; Chordata; Aves; Anseriformes; Anatidae. The record is from RefSeq and is a predicted model, not a curated record. Gene Ontology annotation, molecular function: cholesterol binding.